CUGAGCGAGUGAUCUUGAAAAAAAAAAGAAAAAUAAAAAAAAAAUCAGAGACAAGACACGAUAAAUGUUCGUGUGUAGAACUGUAGUGAAUUUAAAAAAAAAAUAAAAAUAUCUUUAUAUGAAAAGACCAUUUAGUUACAUGUGUAAGAAAUACAUGCGAAACUGGUUUGUUUUGUCGAAGCAACGGUUCGCUGUUGAAUAGUAGGACAUUCCUGUUGCUGCGAUAAAUGAAACACACAAACAAAAAUCCAUCGAAACUAUUUCACUAACAAAAAAAAGCAAAAAUAAAAUGUUACAAACGGAUAGCUGUAAUAACAAGAGCAGUUCAUCGAUAAAUAUUGCCAAAGAUGAGGAUGAGUCGACGCGUCGUCGAUCAACGUUUUACGUGCCAUUAGUUGUCCCGCCAUCGUCUGAAGACAAAAACUUGGAUGUCAGUAAUGGAAGUCUCGAUUGGAGUCUCAACAGUUCGCUUAACAGCACAGGAGAUUUACUCGUCUCGAGCGAAAAGGAAAACAAACUCAAACGAUAUGGCAUCGUACUGAAUGGAAGUAUUAACAUUGACGACAGUAUCGAAAUUCCGCAACCAUCGAGUAAUGUCUCAACCGAUUCCCAACGAACACAUACAUCAACUCCCAUCAGUCUCAUGAAGGCUCGCAGUAGGAUAAACAUCUUAUCGCUGCCCGACAAAACUAUGCCGCCGUCUCCUGCAAAGGAAAAAUCAAAAACAUUACCUCAGAAUCUCACGUCGCCAACAUCUGCAAACACAUUUCCGCCGAAAAGUUCCUUUUUGCUCAAAUCCACGCCCAAAAUUCUCGGGCAUCUUAACUAUUCAUCUUCGGAUUUUGUGUCGCCAUCGUCUCCGAGAUCAUCGUUAAGUCCCAAAAAGUCUCUCAGUUUCGUACGACGAACGCAUUCGACAAAACUCUCGCGAAGUAAUUCGUUGCUGAAGAGUUUCUCGUCGCAACAUCGAUACAGCGAACAAGAACAACGAAUGCUCCAAGUUGAUAUUAUUCCAUUGCCACGAGAUGUGUUAGAGCACUGUUUCGACACGGGCAAUUUUGAGGAGUCUGUCAAACAGAUGUUCUUCGUAGAACGAAAAUCGGGCAAGACAGAGACUGAAGACGAGAAACAUCAUUCAAAGGAAGAUCGAAGUAGUACGAAAUAUGACAACAACGAAUACGAUGACGACAGUGACCCGCAUUCUGACACAUCAUACGAGAAAGCAUGUAGAAGAGGAUCGGCUCCAAACACACCUAUGUUAGGUCAAAAGCCUGAACAACAACAAUCCAACUCGAUAUUUUCAAUAUUUUCGAAACGAUCAAAUCCUUUAAAACGAACAAAAUCUGUGACAAAACUCGAAAGAUCGAAACGAGGCUCAGGCGGAUUACGAGGAUCGAGAUCUCAUGAGAGUCUGUUAUCGAGUCAUGCUGUGAUGUCGACGAUAGAUUUGUCGAGUAUGAAUGCCAUUGGAGUUGCGCCUGUACAUUCAUCAGUAUUAGGAAGAAGACAUUGCUUCCAAGUUCGAGGGGAUCCGAGAGGAGAACGAUAUUACAGUUGCGGAUCUCGACAAGAACGAGAUUUGUGGAUUUAUAGUUUACGAAAAUCAAUAUCGCCAAAUUUGGAACACACAAGAAGAACAGAUAAUUCACUAAAAAUGUGGAUUUAUGAAGCCAAAGCACUUCCGCCGAAGAAAAAGUACUUUUGUGAAAUAAAUUUGGAUAAAACGUUGUAUGGGCGAACGUCAGUGAAGUUACGAACGGAGCUCUUAUUUUGGGGAGAAUAUUUCGAUUUUCCCGACGUGCCUGAUAUCAACGUCAUAACAGUGAAUGUUUUUCGUGAAGGAGAGAAAAAGAAGAAACGCGACAAGCAUGUUUUAGUCGGUUCAGUGAAAAUUCCCAUUCACGAAGUAACAUCACGAACUUUUUCGGAAAAUUGGUAUCCAAUUAUCUCGGAAAAGCACGAAAGUAUCAGCAAAAACUCUUCGAAAGAACCAAUUCCAACGUUACGUAUCAAAUGUCGUUUCCAAAGCACAGAUAUCCUUCCAUUGGAAACAUAUUCCGAAUUUUUGGAGUACUUGAAGGAGAAUUACAAACAAGUUUGUGAGCAAUUAGAGCCCGUUAUCGGUGUCAAAGCGAAAGAAGAUAUCGGACAAGCUCUCGUACUGUUAAUGUAUGCUCAAGGAAUGAUUGGAUCUUUUCUAACAGACGUCGUGGCAUUAGACUUAUUACGUGUUGGCGAUCAAAGACUUACUUUCCGCGGAAAUUCGUUAGCUACAAAAUCCAUGGAAGCAUUUCUCAAGUUGACAGGCGAACAAUAUCUGCAAGAUACACUUUCAGCUCCAAUUUCUGAGAUCAUCACGUCAGAUAAGGAUUGUGAAGUUGAUCCAUUGAAAGCAACGGGAUCUCUGAAUAGGCAACAACAAGCUUUGAGACAAGCAGUUCGUACAGCAUGGAAUGCAAUUGCUGAAAGUCACAAAAAUUUCCCGCCUCAAUUGCGUGAAUGUUUUGCUACAUUCAAAGAACGCUUGCAAAUUUUGGAUCGUGAAGAUAUGGCAGAUAAUUUGAUAAGUGCUUCGAUAUUUUUGCGAUUUUUGUGUCCUGCGAUAUUGUCUCCGAGUUUGUUUAAUAUCACAAAUGAAUUGCCAUCAGCUCGAGCGACGAGGAAUUUGACGUUGGUUGCGAAAACUUUACAAACAUUGGCAAACUUUACACGAUUCCAAGGCAAAGAGAGCUUUAUGGAGUUCUUGAAUGACUUCCUUGAACAAGAAGCGCCUCGGAUGAAAUAUUUCUUACAUCUUAUUUCGACAAGACCUGCAUGCCCUCCCGUUGAAACAAUUCACGAUUGGACAGGAUACAUCGAUCAAGGAAAGCAAUUGUCGAUUUUGCAUAAUCUUUUGAUCGAAAGUAUACAAAAAUUGCCAAUUGGAAAACAACAAGAAUUGCAUCCGCUUCCCUCAAUUUUGGAUCAAAUCACACAAGCAAAACUUGCGAAAGAAUUUAGCUCGAAUACGUUGCCCUUACAAUCGCCGGAUGUGUUGCCCGUAUCGAAUCAGGAGAAUUUCUCGCAUACGAUGAACAAUCCGAUCAAACCAACAGGCGAACGAGGCGUUAUUCGGGGAGUUCUGACGCCAAAUUCGUUGGAGAAGAAUAUUUUCCGAUACAACGAUCCAACUGUUCAACCGUUUUUACAACAAAACCAAAGUAAUCAUAAUAGCAUGUUGUUGAAUCCGCUUCAACAUUCGCAUUCAACCUCAAGUAUUUCAUCCCACCAAAGCUCCUCAAAUACAUACAAUAGCAAUAUUAGCAAUCAUAAUGUGCAUCAUCAUUACAUCACAGUCGAAAAGCCACGCAAUCCUAAUUACUUUUAUACCACAAGUGUUAAUGGCAUUCGCAAUUCAGCGACGCCAAGCAAUGCUGUGCGAGCCAGUACGCUUCCGCGCAACACUUUAAACAAUCAAAUGUCGACUCUUGCAAAUACGGAUUCGACAACGGAGCAAGAACCCAUCUUGUAUGAUCAGAGUAAAGCAUUUAUCCGCAAAAGUCCGACGCCAUUGGCGAAAUCGAAUGUAAAUGGAAGUCGAGGAAGAAACUUGAACGGUUCACAAUUGUCACUUUUGAGCGAAAAUUCUCUCGGGCGAAAUGCUCUCGGAAUUCCGCAUAGCAACAACGGAAUUCAAUGCGGAGCGAUAAUUCAAACGGCACCCGGACAACCAAGAGAUCGUUCGAAUCAUUCGAAUAUGCCGCUCAAUUUGGAAGAUUUGGAUGAUUUGCUCAAGUAUGCCGAUGAACAAAAUAACGACCAAAAUAUCAAACAAAAGAAUGAAUUAACACAAAAAGGAAGCAAUGUCUCGAUCGGCGUUUGUAGCUCAGGAUACCAAAGCAUAACAAAUCAAUCACAGAGCUCGAGUCCCACAGAAGGCACGCAACACAUUCAUCAUCAUCAUCACAAUGGGCUGAAAAACUCCUCAUCAUACGGUCAAAUUGUCCCCAAAUACACGGGAGUGUCGACUUACAGCAAUAACAACAACAACAAUCCUCCAUUGGCAUUCAAAAAUCCUCUUUAUCAACUUCAAUCCAUUGGCGGAGACAAUAACAACAAAAGUUCAAGUUUAACGCCUGCAAGUAGCGAAGAACAAGUUAAUGGCGAUUAUUACAAUUUGGAUACGAGCAUGAAUGGAAACUACUGUGAAAAUGCGAAAAUCACAAAUACCAUCAACAGUUUGGUAGACAAUUCACGUUCACGAUUGCCACGAACAAAUCCGUUGCAUUACAACAAACGUAACGACAGUAAACUUGAAGAGGCGCAAGGCGAAGGCUCGAAUCAUCGUUAUCAUCGAAGAUUGAGUCUCGAAUCGGCGCGCACUCUAUCCGAUAGCUCAACAGAUACUGAAGGUUUAAACCAACCAGCAAUCACUCCCAUUGUGAAUCAUCAUCAUCACAGCGAAGGAAAACGUCGGCGAAACACAUCGCGAUCUGUCGAACAAUGCGAACGCGAAAUUCAACGUCUUCAGGCUUCCGUUGAUUCGCUCCGAAAGAAACUGAGUCUCGAAAAUAUCACAGAACCAACGAGUAAUGACAAAGAUGACGACGGCAAAUACAGUGACGGCAAAAUUCGAAGUAUUAUUGCAAGACUGUUAUCGAUGGAAGAAGAGCUCCGCCGUGAACAAUACAAAAUGUCAAUGAUUCUAAGUCACAAGCAACGCGUUAUUGAAGCGCAAGGACAACAAAUUGCCGCACUCGAUGCCGCCAAUUCCAGAUUAUUAAAUGCACUAUCUAGUCUGAGAUCACGUUACGAAGGAUCUGAGCCAUCGAAUAGCUUACAAGGCGGAAGUGGCUCGUUAUGUUAAGAACUUUUCCUUGUCUCGAAAAGAAAAACUAUUAAAACAUUAGUUUUCCCAUAUAUAAAUUUUUAUCUCUCCAUAGUAUUAUUAACACACAAUUUAUUGCAUUAUAAUGUGCGUGUCUUCUUUUAACAUCAUAACUAUAUUUGUAAAACGCUCGAAAUAUUUUAACAUUAACAAAAAUCAGUAUUCCAAAAAAUCUUUUCUAUCUCUCUUAAAACCUAAAAAAAAAUCGACACAAAACCAUGAACAUUUUUUUUAUUAAUUUUAAUG
This is a messenger RNA of Culicoides brevitarsis, 5113 nucleotides long. It is a transcript of the gene raskol, whose product is annotated as ras GTPase-activating protein raskol. Gene Ontology annotation, biological process: regulation of GTPase activity. NCBI's taxonomy places the organism in Eukaryota, Metazoa, Arthropoda, Insecta, Diptera, Ceratopogonidae. The transcript has 7 exons. Bases 290 to 4846 code for a protein of 1518 amino acids. The record is from RefSeq and is a predicted model, not a curated record.